Molecule: messenger RNA, 1619 nt
Organism: Hippopotamus amphibius kiboko
Lineage: Eukaryota; Metazoa; Chordata; Mammalia; Artiodactyla; Hippopotamidae
Gene: SNAPC2
Product: small nuclear RNA activating complex polypeptide 2
Exons: 6
Coding region: 115-1176 (353 amino acids)
Biological process (GO): snRNA transcription
Cellular component (GO): nuclear body
Molecular function (GO): RNA polymerase II general transcription initiation factor activity
Source: RefSeq, a predicted model, not a curated record
CACCCCCUGGCCCGCCCCCGAGAGCCUCGCCCAGCAGCCCCCCGCCCAGGAGGCCCCAGUGAUGCAGGGAAAGCGGCCCAGAAUGACGACACCGCCCUCACCCGCCUCACCGGCAUGAAGCCCCCGCAGCGGCGGCGAGCGGCCCCGGCGCGCUAUCUUGGUGAGGUGAUCGGCCCAGUGGCCUGGAGCCCCCGCGAGAAGCGGCAGCUGUUACGACUGCUGCAGGCGCGUCGGGGCCAGCCGGAGCCGGAUGCCGCCGAGCUGGCCCGGGAGCUGCCGGGCCGGAGCGAGGCCGAGAUCCAGGACUUUCUCCGGCAGCUCAAGGGCCGAGCGGCCCGGGAGGCCAUUCAGAGGAUGCAUCCAGGUGGACCACAGGGUCCAAGGCGCCAGGAAACACAGACCCCGGCCCCCAUUGAGGUGUGGAUGGAUCUGGCUGAGAAGAUAACAGGCCCGCUCGAGGAGCCCCUGACUGUAGCUUUCUCACAGGUGCUCACCAUCGCGGCCACGGAGCCCAGCAGCCUCCUGCACUCCAAGCCUCCCAAGCCCACACAGGCUCGUGGAAAGCUACUGCUCCUGAGCGCCCCUGGAGGGCAGGAGGUCCAGGGCCCUGAGGCUCAUGGCCCCGCCCCUGAGGCCCCGGGAGGGCAGGAGACUCCUGGCCCCGCCCCCAAGACACAAGGCCCUGCCCCUGAGGCAUCUUCUGAGUCCCUGGCUGGCCCAUCUGCUGAGGGAGACUUUUCUGUGGACUUCGAGAAGAUCUACAAGUACCUGUCGUCCAUCUCCCGUGGUGGCCAAGGCCCCGAGCUUUCCGCAGCUGAGUCAGCUGUGGUCCUUGACCUGCUCAUGGCACUUCCGGAGGAGUUGUCCCACCUACCCUGUGCUGCCCUGGUUGAACAUAUGUCAGAUAUGUACCUACACCUGACGGCCCCCCAGCCUGACCCUGCCAAUGGGGGCCUGGGGUCUGGGGCUGAGGAUGGCGGGACAGGGUCCGGGGCUGAGGAUAGCGGGAGAGGUUCCACGGGACAAGAGGAGGCUGACCAGGCUACACCUCAGGCCCCUGAGAAUGCUGGGCCCAGCGAACCGAUAUCCACUUGGCAAGCAGCUGGUAUCUGCCCCCUGAACCCAUUCCUGGUACCCCUGGAGCUUCUGGGCCAGGCAGCCACCUCUGCAAGGUGAGGGGCCCGGCAGGCAGAAGACACAGCAGACAUCGGUGAGCCCCCAGGCCCUCAGUCCUGCUAGGGCUGGCACGGGGUUGUCAUGGUGGAAGGUCCCUGAUGCAGCGUGCAGUACAAGGUGGUCUUUAAGAUGCUCCAUACAGUGGGGGGGUCUCAGAAAUGGAAGCACAGGGAAUUCCCUGGCCGUCCAGUGGUUAGGACUUCAUGCUCUCACUGUUGAGGGCCCGGGCCUGGGUUCAGUCCCUGAACUAAAAUCCCACAAGCAACAAGACGCGGCCAAAAAGAAACGGAAGCACAGUUGUACAAGGAGGGGUUCAGCCAUAGAACUGGGGUGGGGGGGUUCCAGCCAGGCGGCUGGGCUAAAACCACGGUCAAAUACUACCCCCACUGGUUCCUCAUCCCUUCUGAAGUCUGUAUCCUGUUAUGGUGAAUAAAGUUCUUGUC